Molecule: messenger RNA, 999 nt
Organism: Geodia barretti
Lineage: Eukaryota; Metazoa; Porifera; Demospongiae; Tetractinellida; Geodiidae
Source: the annotation of a GenBank genome assembly
AUGACCCUUGCGCAGCUCCAGGACCUCCAGGUCAUAGACCAGGAUGCCACAGACGACAGCUACGGCACAUACUACGACCAUCGGAGCGUGGAGCAGCUCCUCAGGUACGGCAUCAUACUGCUUGACAAGCCUCCAGGACCCACCAGUCACGAGGUGGUGGCCUGGGCAAAGAGGAUACUCAAGAUUCCCAAGGUGGGCCACAGCGGGACUCUGGAUCCACAGGUUACCGGCGUUCUGCCCCUGGGCCUGGGCGAAGCCACAAAGGCGCUGGGCGUCCUGCUUUUGGGCCCCAAGGAGUACCAUGCGCUGGGGCGACUGCAUGUCCUUCCCUCCGCGGCGCGCCUGGAUGACGUCUUGGCGCAGUUUACCGGCAAGAUAUACCAGAAACCGCCCCAAAGGUCGGCAGUGCUGCGCAGGACCAGGAGCAGGCACAUAUACGACAUGGACAUUCUUGAGCGAAAGGAGCGCCUGGUGCUGCUUCGCGUGUCGUGCGAGGCAGGCACCUACAUCCGCAAGCUGCUCUACGACAUGGGCGAGGUUCUGGGCCCCGGAGCGACCAUGGUGGAGCUGCGGAGAACCAGGGUGGAUCACUUUACUGAAGAGAACCUGGUGACGCUGCACGAGCUGGCAGACGCAUACGCAGUCUGGGAGGAGAGCCAGGACAGCUCCAAGCUCUGCGGCAUGAUCCACCCCGUGGAGUAUGCACUGCAGGGAAUCAAGUCGGUGGUGAUCCGCGACUCGGCCGUUGAUGCGCUGUGCCACGGAGCCCAGCUGGCAAUCCCCGGCGUACUUGAGAUAAGCCCCGGCCUGAAGAAGGGUGAUACUGUGGCAGUCUACACGCAGAAAGGCGAGGCGGUGGCACUGGCCGAGGCCACGCUUGACGAGCAGGAGAUCGAGGAGCUUACAAAGGGAUAUGCCUUUCAGACCAGGCGAAUCAUAAUGGGGGCAGGCACGUAUCCCAAGAGCUGGAGAUCCCCGCGCAAGCCUUCGGAGAAGUGA